AUGGCUCUACUACCAUCUCCGUACAGCAAAGUUGAGCGACUGCCCGCAGGCGAAGGCACCAUUUACCUCACGCAGCACGGUCUGCAGACCGUCAGCUUCCAGUACCCACUCAAGCUCAUUGCUCCAGACCGCCAUAUCUCGCUUGAUGACGAGCACGUGACGGUGCUGUUCUUGCUAACGUAUGGCGGAGGCCUUGUUGGCGGCGACAAAAUCAACCUCAAGGCCGAGCUGGCAGAUGGCACUCGUCUGAGCUUGCUGACCCAAGGCAGCACAAAGAUUUUCAAAUCGCCAAAUCGCCAGGUGGUAAGUGGUCAAGUCCUGGACGUCAAGAUCGGCGCCGGUGCAGCGCUAUGCUAUCUCCCAGACCCCAAUCAACCCUUCGCCGAGAGCGUCUACGAACAGAAGCAGACUUUCUAUGUGGACAAGACUGGCAAGAGCAAUCUCCUCAUGCUAGACUGGGUCAGCGAGGGCCGGCGGGCAAGAGGCGAGAGUUGGACGCUUUGGAGCUGGAAAGGGAGGAACGAGGUGAGAGUAUUCGAUGAGAAGGGAAAAGGCAGGCUGCUUCUCAGAGAUGCUCUGCAGCUCUCGGAGGGACAUGUUGAAGGUGUCGGGUUGCAGCAGAAGACCGACUCGCUUGGUAUCUACGGAACGCUGAUCAUCUAUGGUCACAUGUUCUCUCAACUCGGCACGUUCUUCAUGGACAACUUCAGGGGCCUUCCCCGCAUCGGCGCGAAGAACUGGUCCGAGUCUACCAAGUCGAACGAGGCCGCCGCCAGCGAGGAUUCGUCCUCGUCAAAUUUGGCUCAAAGGACAUCGAUCGCGCCCGACUCUGGCUGGGAGGUCUCCUGA
Messenger RNA from Cyphellophora attinorum, 849 nucleotides. Its product is annotated as putative urease accessory ureD-like protein. Gene Ontology annotation, molecular function: nickel cation binding. The transcript is spliced from 2 exons. Lineage: Eukaryota; Fungi; Ascomycota; Eurotiomycetes; Chaetothyriales; Cyphellophoraceae. Bases 1 to 849 code for a protein of 282 amino acids. The record is from RefSeq and is a predicted model, not a curated record.